AUGGAGGGGAAGCCGCCUAAAGCGGCGUUGGCCAUCCCUCGCCGGAAGCGCAAUCGAAUUCGAACUUCCUGUCGGCCUUGUCGCACCAGGAAGUCAAAGUGUGAUGGGAAUCGUCCUUCGUGCUUGACGUGCCUGAGCAGAGGCCUCCCUGAUCAGUGUGUCUACGAACAAACACGGCCGGGAGAGCACAGGAUUGUCUCAUUUCGGAAUAUUCCACAUCCAUCUCCGAAUGGCGCAAUCUCAUCUGGAAGCUCGGUUGCUGCUUCAAAUAGAGACUCGCUUGUUGGACACUCCACCGAGCCCAAACCAUUGGGCAGGAAAUGGUCGAAGAAUAGUACUACGGAAACCUGUAUUGAAAAGGAAUCGGAUUCAAAAGACGCCAUUGAUCGAGAUGAGGACGUAUUCGGUCCACCCUCAACUUUUUCUUUCAUUAAUCGAGUCGUCGCUACGAUUGAACCGUGUAAACCAACACCAAAUAGGAACUCAUCAUUAAGCAAGUCGUUUCUCAGAGAUCCAAUUGGUUUCAACGUCUCAAAUGCCGAGGAUGUAGGCUUAGAUAUGGAUGACCUGCUGCUACCAGAGAAGAAUCUGGCAGACUCUCUUAUUAGCACAUACUGGCGAUAUUCGCACCCGGUCUUCCCUGUGCUGCACCGACCAGGCUUCAUGAACAAAUAUGAGGCUCUUUGGAAGUCUACAGAAUCAUUUUCAAGAUAUACAGGCAAUGACAUCCUCCUACUUGCCACGAUCAAUAUUGUCUUGGCUAUCGGCUGCCAGCGGUCCGAACACUGUCCUGCCAAUUGGAGAAAGAGAGAUGCCGAGUCGUUGUACAGGCGAUCAGUCCAUCUGAUUUCUGCCGAAACCCUGGAUUCAUACUCAUUCGAGGUGCUGCAGCUGUUUCUGCUGAGAGUCAUCUAUCUCCAAUAUACAUCUUUUGCCUCGCGAUGUUGGAGCACACUAGGUAUUGCGCAAAGAGUUGCUUUUGGCCUUGGGCUCGAUAAAGAGGCCCCCGAAUCAAUGGGCCAAUUAGAACGGGAAAUGAGACACAGAGUGUGGCAUGUUGCCACAAUAAUGGAUAGCAUAGCAUCAUAUACGUUUGGGUGGCAAAUGGACAUAACCGUGCCGAAUCUGGUGUCGACACCUCAGCCAAUUGACGAUGAGUACUUGCAGGAAGAAGGCGAAGGCUCUCAACCAGCAGAUAAGCCCUCUCGGCUCGACUUUUUUCGAUACUAUCGCCACAUGUGUGAUGUUCCUCGCGACAUUGCGGCGAAUAUACAUCUUCUCGGUCAGAAUUUAGGAGGACAACGCUCGAAUUCUCUUCUGACCCAGUAUAUCAGCGAAAUUCCUAAAUAUUGUCUUCACCUCGAUGAGUUUCUCGGCAGCUUACCCAGCCACCUCCAGGAAGCCAAUGAACAUGCCGUGGAUGAGUGCUUUCAGAUUCAAGGACAGAUAUUGAGGACGCGUUCAAUCUAUGUUAAGCUUACUAUUCUUCGCCCUUGUCUGCUGGCAAGCGUCGCAAAUCGUUCAAUCCGCUCGGAGCUACGGAAAGCAAAGACUGGCAACCAAAGUCUCACCAUGGGACUGCUUCAAGAGGUCAACAAGCUCUGUGUCACUACGGCACGGACAGUGAUUGAUAAAGUACAUAAAAACAUCCACAUUGUGUACCGAGCAUCGACUUGGCACACAUUACGAGUGACAUUCGGUUCAGCGACAGUCCUGUUGGCGGCUAGUUUAAUACCAGACUUGGGCGUCGAUCUAGACCAGGAGCCGAACAAGACUUCAUGGGAACAGGCCGUUGCCAUUUUCGAAUUUUACAUAUCGUAUGAUAUAUCUGCUCAGGGGGGCAUCCAAGCUUUAUGGGAUUAUCGGCAGAAGUUUGAAGCCACCAAGAGGCGCGGAGAGCCACCGCCAAAUGAAAUGGGACAAGCUGAGACACGACAGAGUCCUCAAAAUGGCACAGGGACUGUUGUUUCUGAAGAAACUCCUCUUAACAUGGACAAUAUUUUCUUCGGAGUUGAUACCCAGGGCCAGGGCGUUGAUCUCUCACAGGCGUUUCACGAUUGGAAUUGGCUUGACUUUGACAUUCCAGAAUUCAUGCUAUCAUAG
Trichoderma aggressivum f. europaeum is the source of this 2103-nucleotide messenger RNA. RefSeq names its product transcriptional regulator family: Fungal Specific TF. NCBI's taxonomy places the organism in Eukaryota, Fungi, Ascomycota, Sordariomycetes, Hypocreales, Hypocreaceae. The record is from RefSeq and is a predicted model, not a curated record. Gene Ontology annotation, biological process: DNA-templated transcription; positive regulation of transcription from RNA polymerase II promoter by galactose. The coding region runs from base 1 to 2103 and encodes 700 amino acids. Gene Ontology annotation, cellular component: nucleus. Gene Ontology annotation, molecular function: DNA-binding transcription factor activity, RNA polymerase II-specific; zinc ion binding; RNA polymerase II cis-regulatory region sequence-specific DNA binding. The transcript has 5 exons.